Molecule: messenger RNA, 2017 nt
Organism: Phascolarctos cinereus (koala)
Lineage: Eukaryota; Metazoa; Chordata; Mammalia; Diprotodontia; Phascolarctidae
Product: alpha-1,3-mannosyl-glycoprotein 4-beta-N-acetylglucosaminyltransferase-like protein MGAT4E
Biological process (GO): protein N-linked glycosylation
Molecular function (GO): acetylglucosaminyltransferase activity
Source: RefSeq, a predicted model, not a curated record
UAUCUGGUCACCCCAGAGAUCAGAGGAGACAAAUUCUGGUCCCAUCAGGCUCUGUCCCCCUGGUCCUAGGAAUCCAGACCUAACCCCACUGCCUGUAGGGGUUUUAAAGUUCCUUCCUCUGGAUCUUUGGGCGAACUCUAGGGUCUCUGAAAUACCCCGCACUUAAGAGGCAAUAGGCUGACUAGGUGACAGAUAAACACCACCUGCAGUAGUUCUGAGGUACUCGAACUGGCUUGGAUUUCCUAUUUAAUUCUUUACGAUCCACUUAUUGAAGACUUCCUCCUCAGCCCUAGAGGAGUGGAAAGUAGAUGCCAAAAAAGAGAAAGAACUGUGGAUUAUUGUGCUUAAAGAGAAAGGUAGAGUGGCUUGAGCCCAGGCUACAAACUGCUCUAUCCUCAUCCCUGGGUGACUAUUUCCAUUCUAAUCCUCUUCCAAGAGAUUCCAGCCAAGAGAUCAAGGAGGGAUUGAUCAACAAUUGAACAGAUAACAGAGCUGAAUCCCACCUGCAGCGUCAUGCAUUAUUCCAUUCUAUGCUCUGUCCUGGCCUUUCCUGCAUCCAUUCUUCUGGGCUUCCUCCUCAGCCUGGGAGCUACCAAAGAAAUUGAUGAAGAUCAGGUUGUGGAGGAAAAGAAGAUCUUGGCUUGGAUGAUGACCCAAGAGCAGAUCAACUCCGUGAGCAAAAGUCACUUGAAGACCUUCAAAGAAAUCCAGAACCCUUCAGAGCUUAGUAAUGCCUCCUAUCAACAGCUGGCUGGAACCCUGCCCAUCAAGAAAAAACUGAUGACUGUAGGUCUGUCCUCUAGGCAACAUCCCCAGGGCAACUACCUCAUGGGUACCUUGAAGUCACUAUUCCUUGCUUCCUCUGAGGAUGAGCUGAAGGAUAUCCUAGUGCUGGUCUACCUGACUGUCCUUGAUUCUACCUGGUUCAAUGAGACCAUCUCUGACAUUAUCAAGACCUUCAGUCCACAAACGGUGGCAGGGCAGUUGCUGGUGAUCCGUUCCUUGUCUACUCCCUAUCCACCUAUGAGGGCCCUGAAAACUAACCUCAGCGAGGCCUACUCCAAUAUAGUCCAAUUUAAUCAGAAUGUGGCCCAUGCCUUACUCAUGAACUUUGCUGCCAACCUCUCUAACUAUUUCUUGAUGAUUGAAGAUAAUGUCCACUGUUUGCCCAACUUUAUCACCUGCAUGUGGAGAGAGAUAGUGACCUGGGAGAUAGAUGACUGGGUGCUAAUGGAAUUCUCAACAUGGGGUUUCGUUGGCAAACUCUUGCAUUCCAGUGACCUCCCCCGGCUGGCUCAAUUCUUCCUCCUCUACAAGGAGGCACCCCCUGAAGUGCUUCUCUACCACUUCCGAAAGCUGCUUGACCAGAACCAUCCCAUCCAAUUCAGCCCCUCCCUCUUCUCUCAAGUGGGCUCCUUCAACAAGGGCAGCUCCGACAAACCAGAGUACAAGAUGGUCAAAUACAAGGACAGAGAGGAAGCCCCCAACAACCCACCUGCCACUGUCUACAGUAAUUUGUGGAUUUUAAAUCAUGUUUCUCCCCAAAUGGCCUACAUCCUAGGUGAGGGAGGGUUCUUCUGGGCACUGGAGCCUAAGGCUGGCAACCAUUUAACUGUGGUUUUGGCCAAGGCAGCCACAGUAACCCGGGUACAGGUGCUAACAGGCAGAGACCAGGAAAACAGUGAGAAGCUGAAGGAUGGAAAAGUAGAAUUAGGCUACGACCCCGAAGGAGAACCUGAAGCCUGUACCCGCUACAUUCUGCUGGGGUCACUGGUAAAUGGGAAGCUGGACCACAAGAUGCUGAAUAAAAAGACAGGGAAGAAUGUAAGCUGUCUGAAGCUAGUAGUGAGUACCUCUCAGCAUGGCCGAGUAAUGAUCAGGCACAUUAAUAUUUGGAGCAAGCCUGAGCAACAGAAGGAGAUUGAGAGAAUGAUGGAAAGAUUUGAGGGUGGGGCCUUGAAUUGACACCAGGGAUAAAAAAUUAAAAUCUUGAAAUCACUAUUGAAGUCUCCUUUGG